AUAUAUACAUCAAGAUAUUCGUAUAGAUGCAGAUGAAGUAUUAAAAAUGUAUUGUCAAAAAUAUACUCGUCGUCUUGAAUUUGGUGUGCAAACAAUGGAAUAAAUAUUGUACAAAAAUAUAUUCAAAGUAAAUGAAAACAUACGUGUUUUUGUAUUCAUAAUAUGAGUAUAAUAUUAAUUUAAUUUAUAAAAAAAAGUAUCAUUUUAUUUCAUUUUGUUUUCGAAAAAAACAUUAUUUCAUGUUUUCUUUUUUUGUUAAAAGAAUGUUGUUUUAUUAUUUUUUUGUUUCGUUAAAAGAAACUUCUUGUAAUAUUAAAAUAACCAUAUUUAAUAUUAUAGAGUCGUUGAAUGAACCUCAUUUCAUUCAUUUUGUGCUAUUGUCACGUUAUUGGUACUUUAUUGGAUUGAAAUAGUUUUUGCCCUUCAAUAAAAGUUUUGCCCAUACUGCCCAUAGUUUUUUUUCUACGUAAGCGAAGUUUGCCCAUAAGGCGAAAAAUCCUGUAUACGCCACUGGAAGUUAUAGCUUCUUUGAUGUGUUUUAGCGUUAAAAUUCAUUAGAAUUUUUCGUAUAAAUAAAUGAAUUAAUUUAUUUGUUUUAUUUUAAGGUGCAAAAUAUUAUAUUCAAUAUGCUAAAGAACAAUUUUUAUUACGUUGGUCAACAUUAAGUCGUUUAAGUGAAUAUGGUCGUAAAACAACAAUUUAA
Molecule: messenger RNA, 703 nt
Organism: Rotaria sp. Silwood2
Lineage: Eukaryota; Metazoa; Rotifera; Eurotatoria; Philodinida; Philodinidae
Source: the annotation of a GenBank genome assembly